GGGGCGGGGGCGCAGGAGGUGGGGCCGCCGUCGCCGUCAGGGCCCCAGGGAGCGUGGGGCGCCGCUGCCGCUGCUCCUCGCCCAGGUUCCGUCUCCAAGGCUGCGCCGGGAACAGUGGCCGCAGCGGCAGAGCAGCGGGAGUCGGGAGCCGCGCUCCGCCGUGAGUUGGGCAGGGGAGUGCCCGCGCCUCCGCGGCGUCAUGGGCCCCCUUCCCGGGCCUCAGCGGGCACCAGCCGCGGGAACCCCCGGGCCUCCUCGCGGCCGAGCCUGAGCGCCCCCCGGGUUCUUCGGCGCCCCCCUCCCUCCGCCCUAUUUUUUUCCUGCUCUAGCUGCGGCCACAGCUUCAGCUCUCCGUUAUGGCAACGGAGCCACCAUCCCCCCUCCGACUCGAGGCGCCCGGCCCCCCAGAAAUACGGACCCCACCGGUGAGCGAAGCCCCCCCAGAGGGCACCUCGAAGCCGGCAGGCGGCAGGCUCUGCUUCCUCAACGGCUGCGUGCCCCUCUCGCAUCAGGUGGCCGGGCACAUGUACGGGAAGGACAAAGUGGGUAUCCUGCAACAUCCCGAUGGCACAGUUUUGAAACAGUUACAGCCACCUCCUAGGGGUCCAAGAGAGCUGGAAUUCUAUAAUAUGGUUUAUGCUGCUGACUGUACUGAUGGUAUUCUUUUAGAGCUACGAAAAUAUUUGCCAAAAUAUUACGGCAUCUGGUCGCCUCCCACUGCACCAAAUGAUUUAUACUUAAAACUGGAAGAUGUGACCCAUAAAUUUAAUAAGCCCUGUAUUAUGGAUGUAAAGAUAGGGCGAAAGAGUUACGAUCCUUUUGCCUCAUCUGAGAAGAUUAAGCAACAGGUCAGCAAGUACCCAUUAAUGGAAGAGAUUGGGUUCUUGGUGCUUGGCAUGAGGGUUUAUCAUGUUCAUUCUGAUAGCUAUGAGACACAAAACCAGCACUAUGGAAGAAGCUUAACAAAAGAAACUCUAAAGGAUGGAGUUUCCAGGUUUUUUCAUAAUGGAUUCUGCUUAAGAAAAGAUGCUGUUGCUGCCAGUAUUCAGAAAGUUGAGAAUAUUCUGCAGUGGUUUGAAAAUCAGAAGCAGCUUAACUUUUAUGCAAGUUCAUUACUGUUUGUUUAUGAAGGUUCAUCUCGGCCAACUACUACAAAAUCAAAUGACAGAACUUUGGUAGAAAAGUUUUUGUCCAAAGGGCAACUGUCAGGUGCAGAUGUCCUGGAGUACAAUAAUAACUUUCAUGUGUUAAAUUCUACAGAGAAUGGGAAAAUAGAUGCUUCAGUAGGCAAAAGCUUGUCCAAGAUGUAUGCUCGUCACAGAAAAAUGUGUUCAAAAAAGCAUCACAGUCAGACUUCAUUGGAAGUUGAAAAUAUAGAGCAAGACAAUGGGUGGAAAAGCAUGUCACAGGAACAUUUAAAUGGAAAUGUACUUUCCCAACUGGAAAAAGUUUUCUAUCAUCUUCCCACUGGUUGCCAAGAGAUUUCAGAAGCAGAAGUGCGAAUGAUAGAUUUUGCUCAUGUGUUCCCUAGCAACACAAUAGAUGAGGGAUAUGUUUAUGGGCUGAAGCAUUUAAUUACUGUGCUGCAAAGUAUUUUAGACAAUUGAAUCCUUUGCUGCAGUCUUUUAAGGGAUGGGGCAAUCGUAAGAGCAGCAGUCGAUAUCUCUGCACUUGUAAAGCUAUGUAAAAAAUUUGUAUUGUGAGUCUACAUUUUGUCUUUAUACUUUUGGUAGAAGGGUUAUCUUUUUUAUAAUCUUACUCAGGAAAACUAAUUAUUUGUUCAUUAGAAAACUAUGAAGAAUAAAGAAACUUAGGAAUGUUAAGCAGGGAAUGUGGUGGUACAUGGCUUAAACAUCUGUUUGGCUCAAGCAAAAUGCAAACCAUUAUUCAGUCAUUAAGAGUUUAUUUAGCUUUCUGUAGCCAAUUUGUCAUGAAAUCUCUAUCCACCCAACCUUGACAAUGAGCCAUAUCUAAACUCAUUAAAUUAUUUGAAGACUUUAAAAAAUCUAGAGAGCACAGGUUGAUGUCCUUAGUGUUACUAUGUAUGAAGUUAUUAAAACUGGAGAAAAUUCUACUUCAGAACAGUUAAGUACUGUUUAGGUUUUAUAUUAAAAGUUCAGACCAGCAUAUCAAAAGGUGCUUCUUAAUAAAGCAAUUCAGAAUCAUUGUAUUCCAAAAGCAGAUUUUCUCUUUAAUUUCCAUUUAUAUGCCUAUUUCAAUAUAUUAUACUUCACAAGAAAGAUAAUUCAACAACAACAACAAAAAUCUUGAAAUUAGAGUCACUAAUAAUUAUUCUUGCCAAGGUUAGGAGAAAAGAGAAGUUAUUUGCCAGGAACAUAAUGUUUUUCUUUUAAAAUUGGAAUAUAUAUUUACUACAUUGUGAAAGGUGUUGUAAACCAUAUAAAUACUGUUUCCUCUAACUGCAGCUUCAAAACAUAGAUGAUUGAAGCUUUGUCUUAUUUCUCCUUUAAAUAGCUAUUGAGAAUUUUCUCUUUUAAAAUUCAUGUCCCCAUUUGGUUCAGCACUAGUAUAAAUAUAUGUUGUGCUAAAAAGAAUUCUCAGAAUUCUAAUAAGUAGUGAAGGACACCAUCCAGUAUUGUGUUACCAAAAAUAUUAUGUGUAAAUUAGUGCAUCACUAUGAAUUUGGUGCAUAUCUAAAUCCAUGCUUCUAUUUCACUCUUACUCAAAAUGGUUUUAUAUCCUAUUCCAGAGAGAGAUUAUGAUUUACUUUUGUAAUAGGUGGCGGAGAUGCCAUUUUUCCUGGAAAAAUUAGAUUUUUUAAGUAUUAUAUGUGUUUCACAUAUAUCAGCAUUUUAAAAAACAACUAUUAUUUGAAAACAUUUAAAACUUUGAAAUUAAAUUUACAAAUAUGUUAGAUAUUUAUGAAAGCAUUACUUGCACUUUGAUUCACUAAUAACCCUGCUAAGUAGUUAAGAGUUUUGUCAUAUUCCUGGAAAAUGUUUUAGAUUUGUGGGCUGUUGGACUUCUGCCCUCUCUUUUUCCCCUAGAAUUACAAAUUCAAGUUUUAAUUCUGAGCAGCUUUUUUUUUGGUAUGGAGGAAAGUAUCACAAUUUUUUUAUAUUUAUCUCACUUUCCCAACCUCUCUAAGUGUACUUUGCAAAUACCUGAGCACAAACAGAAGUACCAAAUGCUUUGUGAAUUCUAUGCUUAGUAAGUCUGUUAAACCCGAAUUACUUUAAAAUUCAUAUACAUUUUGUUAUAGCAAAAUUUGUUUUAAAUUUUUUACUUAGGAUCAGUAUAAGUAUUUUUCAUAGAGACUUCAUAUUUUUCUCUACUGUCUAAAUGAGUAUUGGCUGUAGCUUUUUUUUGUGAGGAUGAAUUUCAAGUCCUAGUAAAUAGUAAAAAAAAAAAAAUUUAAUUUUACUUUUUUUCUCCUACAGUAUAGACUUUUGUUGUUGUUGUUGUUACUUGGACAGUAGUUCAAUAAGUCUUAAACUCAGAUAAUUAACAGUUCUGAGUCUUAACAAGAGGCUUUUUUUGUAUGGGAUGGUAUCAGCCUAUAUACAGUGAAUUUAAUAAAUUUAAGUAUUACCAGACUUUUUGCACAUUUUAGCUCAAUAAAGUGUGAAUCAGCUGUUCCAGAUUUUCUUUAUCCAUAUUUGGAAAUACAGUUUUGUAAAAAUCAAUGUCUUACCUUUUUGAUACAGUAGAUCAUCUUUUGUUUUACCAAAACAAGAAGCGCUUUUAUCUUUUGUUUUUCAGGGAAGAGAUUAACAUUUAAUUCUGUUUACAUUUUUUAUCACUGUUAUCCAAUACCCAUUUUCUGUUACUUUAUUAGUAAACCUUACAUGUCACAGAGUAAGUAUUUAUGUAAUCUACAUGUGAAUAUUUUACUAUCUAGCCCAGUUAUAUAACAUUAUGCUGAAAUUUACCACUGUGGGGAAGAAUGAUCACUAUUUACCAAGCAUAUUUAAACAUGUACAUGUUUAAGAAAUAAGCAUAAUAAGGAUAUAGUUUGAGUUAAUAGGAUUAUCAUAGUUUUUUCCCCCCCUAGGAUACAUAAAUAAUGAUUUUAGUGUAUUUCAUAUGGAAUGCACUCAUGAAAAGGACUUUUAAAAAAUUGUGGAUAGUGAAUAAUACAUUUCUCUAAUAAAAAUUUAAAUUGGAUAAUAGUUUUAUAAUGAAGUAUUUACACUAAUUGAUAUUUUAAUAUGGGUGGGAAGUUGCAUAGGUUGAAAUAAAUUAAAAAUUGAUAAGUGCUAAAUAUUUUAUCUAAAUAGUUUUGCAAGAAACAGUUGUGAAAAUGUGUAUAUUAAAAUGGCUCUAACAUGGAGCUUGGUAUUUUCAACUCAGUAUUCAUUAUUCAUUAUUCUUUGUUUAAUGUGUCUGGAACGAUCUUACUAUGCCUCUUACACUACAAUUUCCUAUUGUGGGGCUUAAGGUUAUGUUCAACUGAAUAAGAACUUUUUUUUUUUACUUUGAGUGUAACCUACUAUUUUAUGAUUUCCAAGACGAUGUUCUUCAUACUAUCUCUAUAAUGUCAGUAUAUUAAAUUCCUAAUACAUCUUAAGAAAAAGGAAUUAAUUUUUAGAGAUAUUUCAGUUGCAACUGAUUUUCAUGCAACUGAAGACAUUUGUUUCUAGGAUUUGGAAUAUUGUAGAAAAUACAGGAUGAAAGAAAAUGGAAUGAAACAAUUUUAUUUGUGAAUUUGCAAAAAUUUUGUCCACUUUUUAAAACAUUGUCAUCAUUUUAGUACUCUUUUAGCAGUUAGGCAUUUGUUAAUUUAAAACUUGAUUUGCUCUUAAAAUUGUUUACAAUGCUUUGUAAUAAUCUUCCUUAUCCAGUGCCUUUAAUCUUGAUUUGAUGUUUGUAGCCUCAGUUAUCCUUCCACUACAUCCUGUAAUAUUUUUAUAGUUUCUUUAAAAAAAAUGUCAAUUUGAUCAUGUAAAGAGGUAGCAAUUGUCUAUCAGUGCUUUGGGAAGACAAGUAGAGUUGCCUAUGGAGGCCGGGCUUAAUUCAUUCAAAAAUACUUAGUGGAUGUCUACCAAAUAAAGCAUUUUCGGCCCCUGAAUAUACAGUUGUGAACCAAUCAGGAAAAGCCCUAAUUAACCAUUUUCUGCAUUCUGUCUAGAUGGGGUGGGUUUGGGGACCUAAUUAAAAUAGAGAUACAGAAAAAUAUGCAUUUAACAAUAAUAAAGUUAACUGGCAUUUGAAUUUGUGUACAGAUAAGGGAAUGAGCUGAGACAAAGUAACUGACAAUAUAUUAGGUUAAAAAUAAUAUUUUGCAGCAUUAUAACCUCUAUUUGACUCCUGAGUUCAGGUAGCAAUUAUAGAUAGGAUAAAAAGGCCUUAAUUUUUCACUUUCUUGCCGGUAAAGGUACGUUUAUUUUUAGGCUGCCCAUUUAGAGUAGUGUUUUAACAGAACAUUACUGUGAAAAACAUUCCAUUACAUAUUCACAAGCAAAUUACUGCACAUUUUUAAAAUUUGUGUUUUACAAGUAGUACAAAUACUUUAGGCCUCAGUCUCAUCUUCAAAUUACUAAUAUUUUAAAUUUGGCAAUGAAAAUGAAAUUACUUUUUGACUUACAGAGUGAAGUAUUGUUACUUAAAAUGCUUGUUAAUAUUUUAGGAAGGUUGGAGUCUCCAUUUUUUUUUUGAUGUUUAAAUUCUUGUUACUUAUGUUGAUAGUGUCUAAUAAGAGGAAAUAGCAUUCAUGUGAUUAAAUAAAUUAGGAAAUACUUUGAAAACUUUUAGUUGUUAAACUUUGUCAUCAUGGGGUUAAAUUUUGGCCUGGUGUGCACUUACAAUACAUGUUAACAAGUUUAAUUAUGAAGUGAAAUAGUUUCAAGUAUGAUGUGUAAUGCACCUGCAUAUAAAUGAAAUUGGCGUGCACAAAGACACUUUACUAUAAGGAGCUGUACUGGAAGAUUUAUGAAAGCAUGUGAAAUUGCACCUAAAAUUGUAUUAGUGACUAUGCUAAAUUUAUUGUACUUGAUGAAUGAAUGUAUUUAGUGUAGUCAAAGUUACUUUGGCUUAAAUGUCUAAAUAAUGUCUUUCUUUUUUUAAAUGUGUUUGUAAUUUGUAGUAUUGAUGGGGGUAUUCUUGGACUGCAGGGGUUAUUGUCAAUGUGUGAUUUGUGUUUUUAUUUUAUAGAAUCAUCUAAUGUGAUAUACUGAUUUUUAUAAGUGAUAUUUAGAUAAUUCUAAUAACUGUAUAUUUGACAACCUAUUAAAAUGUUUUGCAUUUGA
This is a messenger RNA of Nyctereutes procyonoides (raccoon dog), 6209 nucleotides long. RefSeq names its product inositol polyphosphate multikinase (gene IPMK). Gene Ontology annotation, biological process: inositol phosphate biosynthetic process. The record is from RefSeq and is a predicted model, not a curated record. Gene Ontology annotation, cellular component: cytoplasm; nucleus. NCBI's taxonomy places the organism in Eukaryota, Metazoa, Chordata, Mammalia, Carnivora, Canidae. The transcript has 6 exons. The coding region runs from base 357 to 1607 and encodes 416 amino acids. Gene Ontology annotation, molecular function: inositol-1,4,5-trisphosphate 3-kinase activity; inositol tetrakisphosphate kinase activity.